AUGAGGUCACAAUUUAAAGACGAACAUCCUUUUGAAAAGAGACAAGCAGAGGCAGCUAGAAUUGCACAGAGGUUUAAGGACAGAGUUCCUGUUAUUUGUGAAAAGGUUGAAAACUCCGAUAUUCCCGAAAUUGAUAAACGUAAAUACUUGGUUCCAGUUGAUUUGACUGUAGGUCAAUUUGUUUACGUUAUUAGGAAAAGAAUCAAAUUACCUAGUGAAAAGGCCAUUUUUAUAUUUGUCAAUGAUAUUUUACCUCCAACUGCUGCUUUAAUUAGUACAAUUUAUGAAGAACACAAGGACGAAGAUGGGUUUUUGUACGUUUUGUAUUCAGGAGAAAACACUUUUGGAGAAAAAGUGCCUGUCAAUUUGAAUGAAUUGGAUUUUAGUGAUCUUCCGGAAGAUCUUUAA
Messenger RNA from Lodderomyces orthopsilosis Co 90-125, 408 nucleotides. RefSeq names its product ubiquitin-like protein (gene AUT7). The transcript has 2 exons. Gene Ontology annotation, cellular component: cytosol; autophagosome; fungal-type vacuole membrane. Gene Ontology annotation, molecular function: phosphatidylethanolamine binding. Lineage: Eukaryota; Fungi; Ascomycota; Pichiomycetes; Serinales; Debaryomycetaceae. Gene Ontology annotation, biological process: cellular response to nitrogen starvation; macroautophagy. The coding region runs from base 1 to 408 and encodes 135 amino acids. The record is from RefSeq and is a predicted model, not a curated record.